UGGCCCUUAAUGGUAGAGCUAAGUACUGCAUAUGCCUUGGUGGCCCUUAAUAACCCCAACAACAAUAACGACGUUGAUUCCCACAAUUGCAGGAUUGCAGUGAUAACUAUCAUCAGUGAAGCAGCACAGGUAGUCAGUGCAGACGUCAGUGGCCCUGAUAAACCCAACAAAGAAAGAAGUCAGUGGACAUCAGAGUCAUCAGGAGGUGAAGGAAGACACUGCAGGUAUCCUGAAGCAGCAGUGGUCGCUGCCUCACUCAUCAUCAAUGGCUCAGGUCGACUAUGAUAUCGUCGGCGAGGAACUGGAAAAACAGGAAUUAGAUGCUCCUAAUGGGGUUCCUCCAGCACAUGUAUAUGAGCAGCUGCUCACCAUCUACUUGCUUCAGAAUGAUCUAACUGGGGCCAAAUUUCUUUGGAAGCGUAUUCCGUCAAGCACUAAAAAUGCUACCCCAGAACUUGCCCUUAUAUGGGAAGUAGGUCAGAACUUGUGGCAACGUGACCUACCAGCUGUAUAUGCUGCCCUUAAACAAGAAUGGUCACCAAAUGUCAAGGACAUCAUGAAAGUUGUACAUGAUCAUGUACGCCAGAGAGCUGUGGAUCUUGUUGCACGAGCAUACACAUCCAUCAGUGCUGAAGACUUUGCUCAGUUAGUGGGUAUGAGCGUAGAUGAUGCCGUGAUAGCUGCAAAGGGGCAUGGCUGGGGAUAUGAUGAGCCAACACGCAUGAUUCUUCCUGUUCCACAAGCUCCUCAACCCCAUACCCCAACUCCAUCUGAAGAACAGCUGCGUAGACUUGCAGACUACGUUUCAUUUUUGGAAAACUGAUUGUAUUAAGAUAGGUUAAUAUAUUUAUUGUCAUAUUUUGACAAGUGAAUUAAAAGGUGCAUGAUUGAAUAUUAA
Molecule: messenger RNA, 898 nt
Organism: Cherax quadricarinatus
Lineage: Eukaryota; Metazoa; Arthropoda; Malacostraca; Decapoda; Parastacidae
Gene: CSN8
Product: COP9 signalosome subunit 8
Biological process (GO): protein deneddylation; COP9 signalosome assembly
Cellular component (GO): COP9 signalosome
Source: RefSeq, a predicted model, not a curated record